AUGAGUUUCUAUCAACCAUCCUUAUCUCUUUAUGACGUUUUGAACGCCUUAUCCAAUCAAACUGGCCAGAGAGAGCAACAAGGGUUUUCUCGCCAAUCACCAAGACCACCGAGGUAUCAUCCUCAUUAUGGACAGGUGCAUGUGGGUGGUCAUCAUCCACCCCAUCAUCACCCCUUGUAUAACAGAUACAAUGGCGGCCCUAAUACCUACUACUACCGAUUUCCUGGACAAGCCUAUUACUAUAGUCCUGAAUACGGUUACGAGCAAGAGGAUGGUGAAGAAGAGGAUCAAGAUGAAGAUAUGGUGGGUGACACGGGUGCUGCAAGACAAGAAGAUGAGGAAGGGGCCAGCACUUCGAGAAGGUAUCCAUCGUAUUAUCAUGGAAAUGCUACUAGGAACAGUAAGAACAACCAGCAGGCAAAUAGUUUGAACGACUUGCUGAGUGCAUUAAUAGGCGUUCCACCUUACGAAGGUAGCGAACCAGAAAUUGAAUCAACUACCGAACAAGGGGCUGGAAAAGGAAAAGAAAACGAGAAGCCGGAGAGAUCUGAGGAAGGAACCGCGGAAAGCGACAAAAGCCAACUUUUAAGUCAACCAGAGGCGUCUUCGAGACCACCAUUAGGCAAAAAAUCCUCCUCAUUUGCUCAUUUACAAGCGCCUUCCCCAAUUCCUGAUCCGCUACAGGUUUCCAAGCCUGAAACGAGAAUGGAUCUGCCAUUUUCACCAGAAGUGAACGUCUACGAUACUGAAGACACUUACGUGGUUGUUCUUGCGCUACCCGGGGCUAAUUCUAAGGCCUUCCAUAUUGAUUACCACCCGUCUUCCCAUGAGAUGCUUAUCAAGGGCAAAAUCGAAGAUAGAGUCGGUAUCGAUGAGAAGUUUCUAAAAAUUACAGAACUGAAGUAUGGUGCAUUCGAGAGAACCGUUAAAUUUCCUGUACUGCCACGUAUUAAAGAUGAAGAAAUUAAGGCCACCUAUAACAAUGGUCUGCUACAGAUCAGGGUACCUAAAAUUGUUGAUGAUACGGAGAAACCAAAACCAAAAAAGAGAAUUACGAUUGAAGAAAUACCAGACGAAGAGUUGGAGUUUGAAGAAAAUCCUAACCCUACAGCAAAAUAA
Messenger RNA from Saccharomyces mikatae IFO 1815, 1119 nucleotides. It is a transcript of the gene HSP42, whose product is annotated as heat shock protein HSP42. The transcript has a single exon. Lineage: Eukaryota; Fungi; Ascomycota; Saccharomycetes; Saccharomycetales; Saccharomycetaceae. The record is from RefSeq and is a predicted model, not a curated record. The coding region runs from base 1 to 1119 and encodes 372 amino acids.